This is a messenger RNA of Betta splendens (Siamese fighting fish), 3583 nucleotides long. RefSeq names its product aftiphilin b (gene aftphb). Gene Ontology annotation, molecular function: clathrin binding. The coding region runs from base 194 to 2272 and encodes 692 amino acids. The transcript has 7 exons. Gene Ontology annotation, biological process: intracellular transport. Gene Ontology annotation, cellular component: trans-Golgi network membrane; AP-1 adaptor complex. Lineage: Eukaryota; Metazoa; Chordata; Actinopteri; Anabantiformes; Osphronemidae. The record is from RefSeq and is a predicted model, not a curated record.
AUCUCAUUAGAAUAAAACUAGUCCAGAAAAAGCCAGAAGGGCGAGCUUGAAAUGUGAUUAAUGAACAUCGGCAAAGAAGAAAUAACAGAAGCAUCUUCCGUCCUGCGUCUGUGGCCUUGAUUCUAUUAUUUGGAGGUUUAGUUGGCCUCGUUUUAUUGCAACAUGCCUUAAUCCUGUGCUGCGAUGUGCAGACAUGUUCGUCCUCUGCAGGUGCGUGAGCGCUGCAGAUCUGAGAGAAGCCAUGGACCCGGACGUCACGCGCAGACACCCCUGCUCCCCUCCUCCACCCGAGGAUGGUGGUGAUGAUGAGGAGGACGAUGGGCGCGUGGGAUCAGGGGAGUUUGGGGGGGGUUCUGCUGCGUCCUGCUCGCCGCUCAGCGCCGCUGCUUCCACUGAGCCUGUAACGACGCCAGCUCCUCCUCCACCCUCCUCCAGCUCCAACCUCCCAGCUGAACAAUGCCAGCCUGCAUCCAGUGGGAACUCUGGGUCCGACAGGGAGCGGGCAGACGUCAAAGGGCAGGGUUAUGUGGCAUCUUUGCGUCUGGAAAAUGGAUUUUCAACAAAAGAGUACGACUCUGGCAACAGACGUGGUUCUUGUCCAGAAGGUGCUUUCUCUCCGGAGGAGGAAACCGGCUUUGCCGACUUCACUGUGUUUACUGAUCAGGCAGCACACCCCUGGUGCUGUGGCUUCUCUCCCAUAAGCAGCACAGAGCAGUUGGGUGAAAGGGUGGAGGGCUUGACCCUGUCUGAGAAAGUGUGCGAUCCAGGACAGGAGGCCAUUUUGGACUCUGAGCCCAGGUCUCAUUGUGCACGUGAGCGAAAAGCAGAUGUUUACACUAAGUUCAGGCACUGUGAAAAAGGAGGUCCAGCCUCUGGUGAACCAUCUCAGGACCACCACCAGCCUCAGGGAGCUGCAGCAGCUUUUGACUUUCAUCCUGCCGAGUCUCAUCUUUGGGAGGAGGAUGAAGGCAAGCCAGUGGACCGUUGGCAGGAAGGGGGACAUUGUCUGGAUGAGGCAGAGGAUGCUGGAGAUGGGAUCUUUUCUAAUGUUCCACACGCAUUUAGCAUGUAUAACAAUGCUUCAGAGGACCUCGGAUCCUUCGGGGAUGAUUUCUCAUUUGAGGGUGUUUCUGCAGACUUGGAACCAAAUGUUUCAUCUCUUGCUUCUAACGAGGAUCAGACUGAUUGGGACAAGACUGAUGAUGAAGAUGAAGAACUGGGAGAUUGCAAACUCUCUGACUCAGUAAACAGCAGCAUGGGAGAUCUCAGGCAGUCUGAGGCAGGGAAUGCUUUAAAUCUUUGCAAACAAUCAGCAACUCAGGAAACACCUGCUGCCUCCAGUCUUUGUGGACCUCAGCUAAAUUCUGUGGCAAAAACAGCGGGACAGUUUUCAGCUUUCAAUCACAGUAGUUCCGAGGGCCAGCGGGACCCAGCACAUGCGGAUGCAAGGGUGGAAAACCUAGGAAGCCUCCCGCCGAGUGACAGCUUUGCAGAUUUCUGCUCAGCGCCCACACAAGAGGACGGAGAUGGGUCGUGGGUGGAGUUCAAGGAACAGAGGACUCAGGAGGAUUCAAAAUCCCGUACACAGCUCACAGAGAAAGUCAGCAGGCUGCGUGCGGAUGAGGAUGCUGAGCAGGAGCAGGAGCAGGAGCAGGCGGGGCAAUGCCGAUCUGUGAGGAGAAACAGCUGUCAGGCCUCACUGUUGUACCGGGUUCAGCAGCUCCUUCUGGACACUUUCCCAGAGACAGUGGGCACAGCUCCGGAUGAUGAGUUGCUGCUCAGCCUUGAUGCCCUGCUUCACACCCAGCACCUUCCUGAGAGGAGGGAGGAGGAGAAGGAAGUGAGCAGUGGUCAGUGGAAGCAGGGAGGCCUGUGGUGGCCACAGCAGGACAUCCACAGUGCAGUAGGCCUCCAGUUUCAGUGGAAAGGCUCCCAUACAAACAGAACUCUUCUGAGCUGCCUCGGUGUGGACACCAGGAACAUUGUGUUUGUUGGCCUGAAGAAGCAGCCCGUGACUGUGCCUGCUUUCGCAUCUGGCCUGCAGGGAUUGCUAGAGCCCACCAAAGACUUUGUGCCAGCUAUUCUUUCUUCACAAUAUCCAGCAGUCACAGCACAAACGCCUCCAAGGCCUCGGGCCACACCAGACCCCUCAACAGCUUCUGUGCAGGAGGCGCUCCCUUCGCGCCAGCUGGGCUGGAGCAGCCGUGGCCUUAGCAGCUCUCAGGACGGUACGUCCCCACGCCGAGCUCCUCACUUCUGGGGCCGGAAGUAGACUACCAGCCAUUUCCAGCAGACUCUUCUGAAAAGCCAAAACUCCUCUGGACUCUUUUUCCUUUCAGCUAAGCAUGCGUCCUUCCUUUACCCAUCCAUGCUGUUUCCUCUCUGCUCAUCGGCCACAAUGGUUCCACACAGCUACAGACAACCACUGUUCUGACUUCUGCUUCAUCUAUUUCAGUUACUUCAGUAUUUUCUCUGUAAUUUAUCUCAGUAUUUAUCAGGCCCAGGUGUAAUGAGGAAACAGGGGGAGGUGGUUGCUCAGCAUACAGAAAGUGCUUUGGCUGCUGAAAACAAUGCAGCUGUAGGGCUUCAUCCAAAUGACAUUUUAUUUUUAUGUUUAUUAUUUUAUUGUUUUAUUUAUUAAAUCUUAAAUAUUAUCACUUCUCUAUCAUUUGCCCAGGUCAUGGCUACGUUACGCACGACUACUAAAUCUGAUAGUUGUGAAAAACAGUUAUAAAAGUAAAGUGAUGGAAUCUUUUCAUUUGUGCCCUGAGUUCCACAUACUUGGUAGAGGGGAAAAACAUAAAAUUAAGUAAACCGCACCAAUACAAACUGUUAUUUUUUGUUUAUUUGUGAACUACCAGUCUAAUUAAUUUCAAAUUUAGUACAGAUAUACUCACCAUAAAAAAGUAACAGCUAAGUAGCUUUAACCAGCGUGACGGCAAGAAAGGUAGAAAAUCAUAAACCAAAAGAAAUCAAGACAUGUUAUUACGUGUGUAUUAUGUGUCAUUACACGGCGUGCACAGCAGGGGGCAGUGUGCUUUGAGCGCCGCAAUCAAACUCUUCGAACUCGUUAACUCAUUUAUAGUACUAGUAAUCUGCUAUUUUUUGUCUUUAAUUAAUUUUCAAAUCUUAAAUUCUUCAUGUGUGAGGCAUUAUUGUAAAAGGGUGAUUUCUCUGUGGAAACAGGAGAAACUGGUGACUCAGGCUGGUGGUGUUUUACUUCCUGAGCACCAUAUGUCUGAUUAUGAGCAUGCUGACUAAGAAAAGUGUUUAAAAAGUGUUGUCAUGUAGAAACAUAACACCUGAAAUCCACAUUGUUGUUUAGUUACCAAUCAGAAACGUCUCUCAAGCGCUUGUGCACCACGUUGUGUUAGUUUAUAGCUGCAUUUAUCCUCAUGAGCUGUGCCUUUAUGCUACCAAUAGUUUUUUAGGACUUUUUUUUCAAUGGUAGAUAAUUUGCUGACAGAUGUUUUCUUAUUUAUCCAGGUUUCUCUUUUAAAUACAAAUUUAAUUCGCUGCAAUAAGGAUGUGUGGGCAGUGCUUUUAAAUGCUGAAAUAAAUCAGUGGAUCCUUUUGUGCUUCA